Sphenostylis stenocarpa is the source of this 1134-nucleotide messenger RNA. Lineage: Eukaryota; Viridiplantae; Streptophyta; Magnoliopsida; Fabales; Fabaceae. The record is from the annotation of a GenBank genome assembly.
AUGAACAAGACCGUGUUCUCUUCGGUUCUGUGCCACCCUUUGCUCUUCCCCCUGCGUCUCUCUUCUUUUCCUGCCGGCAACGCCAAGAUGUAUAAAGUCACCGUUGUUGGUAGCGGCAACUGGGGCAGUGUUGCGGCAAAGCUUAUUGCAUCCAACACCGUCAAGUUUGGUUCUUUCCAUGAUGAAGUGAGGAUGUGGGUGUUCGAGGAAAAAUUACCAAGCGGAGAGAAGCUCACAGAAGUUAUCAACAAAACCAACGAAAAUGUUAAGUAUCUCCCUGGAGUUAAGCUUGGUAAAAAUGUAGUUGCAGAUCCAGACCUUGAAAAUGCAGUUAAGGAUGCCAACAUGCUGGUAUUUGUAACUCCACAUCAAUUCAUGGAUGGAAUAUGCAAGCGGCUUGCAGGGAAGAUAAGGGCUGAUGCAGAGGGGAUUUCUCUCAUCAAAGGGAUGGAGGUCAAGAAGGAAGGGCCAAGCAUGAUCUCUAAUCUCAUUACCAAACAACUAGGAAUCAAUUGUUCAGUUUUAAUGGGGGCCAACAUAGCAAAUGAGAUAGCAAUGGAGAAAUUUAGUGAAGCAACAGUUGGAUAUAAUCAAAACAAAUCAGCAGCAGAUAGAUGGGUUCAGUUGUUUUGCACUCCUUAUUUCAAUGUGACAGCUAUCCAGGAUGUUGAAGGCGUUGAACUCUGUGGAACUCUAAAAAAUGUUGUCGCCAUAGCUGCAGGUUUUGUUGAUGGCUUGGAGAUGGGAAAUAACACAAAAGCUGCAAUCAUGAGAAUUGGCCUGAAAGAAAUGAUGGCAUUUUCAAAGAUGUGGUUUCCAUCUGUUAAGGAUAGCACCUUUUUUGAGAGCUGUGGUGUAGCUGAUCUUAUCACAACAUGCAUGGGAGGGAGAAAUAGGAAAGUUGCUGAUGCUUAUGCCAGAAAUGGAGGGAAGAAGUCUUUUGAUGAGCUUGAAGCAGAGAUGCUUCAUGGCCAGAAAUUGCAGGGUGUCUUAACUGCACAAGAGGUUCAUGAGGUCCUAAGAGAUCGCGGAUGGCAACACAUGUUUCCUCUCUUCUCAGCAGUGCAUGCAAUCAGCACAGGUCGUCUUCCACCAUCAGCCAUAGUUAAAAUCAGUGAAGAGAAACCCAGGUAG